Messenger RNA from Melozone crissalis (California towhee), 803 nucleotides. RefSeq names its product signal peptidase complex subunit 1 (gene SPCS1). The transcript has 4 exons. The record is from RefSeq and is a predicted model, not a curated record. NCBI's taxonomy places the organism in Eukaryota, Metazoa, Chordata, Aves, Passeriformes, Passerellidae. Gene Ontology annotation, cellular component: endoplasmic reticulum membrane; signal peptidase complex. Gene Ontology annotation, biological process: protein targeting to ER. The coding region runs from base 164 to 469 and encodes 101 amino acids.
GGCGUGUUUCCGGCCAGCUCAGCAGCCGCCUUCCGCUCCGCCGCGACGAUCGCCGGUAGCAGCGGAGAGGCCGCGCCGCGCCCCGCCAACAGCAGGGCCCUACUCGGGAGCGCCGAGACGGCUGCCAAGAGGAACGGGAAGAAGCCGGAGAAGCGCCGCCGCCAUGCUGAGCGUGUUCCGCUCCAUCCCCACGCAGAUGGACUACAAGGGCCAAAAAUUAGCAGAACAGAUUUUUCAAGGAAUCAUUCUUGUCUCUGCAGUAAUUGGUUUUAUCUAUGGAUACAUCACUGAACAGUUUGGAUGGACUGUCUACAUAGUUAUGGCUGGAUUUGCUUUAUCAUGUUUGCUGACGCUGCCCCCGUGGCCCAUGUACCGCCGCAAUCCCCUCAAGUGGCUGCCGGUCCAGGAGUCGGGCACGGAAGAGAAGAAGGCAGCAGACAGGAAGCCAAAGAGACAUUCCAAAACCUAAAAAUGAUGGUGUGCAGGCUGUUACUUUGUUAAGUUUUGUUAAAUUAAUUUCUAUUGAGAAAUACUUCUUGGCUUAGUGGUUGGGUUUUUUCUUAGUACUUUGUAUCCAUCCACGAAUACAACCAAGCUCUGCAGGGAGCGUGAAGGCUGGAAAUUGGGUCUGGAGGUUCAGGGGAGUCACUGGGAACAAAAGGAUGGGGGGAUUAACUUCAGAAGGCUACUGGAGGUCACAUCUUGAGUAUUUCACUAAAAAGGAACACAGUGAAUAAAAUGAAUUCUAGUUAAGCUGUUGCCAUAGCCUAAAAGAUUAAUAAACAGCUAAACUUCUACUGAAA